UGUGUGAGGCAGCCCGGCUGCAGCGGGACGCGGCGCCGCGAGCGUGGGAGCAGCGCACGUCCUUCCUCAGCGGCUGAAGCGCAGGAAGCUCUUGCUGUUCCAGCACCGCCAGGCCGGACAAUCCUUCCCUUGGCUGCAGGUCACGUUGGAUCUCUUCCCAUAAUGGAAGCGUGAGUGCCAGGAUCCUCCAUGACCUCCAGAAGCCACAACUCCUUACCGAGAACUCUGAUGGCUCCGCGAAUGCUCUCCGAAAGCGCCCUUGGGGGCAUUGCCCAAAUCACCCCCUCGCUCUACCUGAGCAGGGGCAGCGUCGCCUCCAACCGGCACCUGCUGCUCUCCCGGGGAAUCACCUGCAUCAUCAACGCGACCAUCGAGAUCCCCAACUUCAACUGGCCCCAGUUCGAAUACGUGAAAGUGCCUUUGGCUGACAUGCCCAACGCCCCCAUCUCCCUGUACUUCGACAGCGUCGCUGACAAGAUAAACAGCGUGGCGCGGAAGCACGGGGCCACCCUCGUGCACUGCGCCGCCGGCGUGAGCAGGUCGGCCACCCUCUGCAUCGCCUAUCUGAUGAAGUACCAUAAGGUGUCCCUGUUCGAGGCUUACAACUGGGUCAAAUCGAGACGUCCCGUUAUACGCCCCAACGUGGGCUUCUGGAGGCAACUGAUAGACUACGAGAGGAAGCUCUUUGGGAAGACGACGGUUAAAAUGGUACAGACACCAUAUGGCAUCAUCCCAGACGUUUACGAGAGAGAGAGGAGACCCCUGAUGCCUUACUGGGGAAUUUAAUGUGACUGCAGAUGGGAAGCACAACAGAAGGGACUUGCUGUUCCGAGUCUACCAGACUGGAGACAUCCCCUUCUCUUUCUACAGCCAACUUUGGUUCUUUACCAUACAGCAGAACCUCAACUAAUUCUCACCUCACUAACCCGCAAGGCCAACAGUCCCCUUCAAAGCAUUUCUCUCUACAGGGACUCCCCCAUCCGUAUUUCUCUGAUUUAGCAGAAUAAGGCCUCCUUAUAAGUUUAUUCCUUUCAUAAAACCUCUCUCCCUUUUUUAGUCAGUUUAUUAGUGUCCUACAAGAAAAGGCCUGAAAGGCACUUGGCAGAGUUAAUGAACAAAGUGACGCUUUGUGAUGCGGUCGCCUGGAUCUUUCCUUAUAGCUUGUUUGCUUCCUCGCGAGGCGCCCUCGUGACGGGGGCCGGCGCGACCACGGUCCCGCUCCCAGCACAGCCUUUGACCAGGAGCCAGGGCAGCAGCCGUGCACAGCUCUGCCGCUCGCGCCGGCCUCUCCUUUAGCAGCUGUAGUUGCUCUCAGUAUAUAGUGUUUGAGAUCCUCAGUCAGCUCUUCAUCUGUAUUAAAAGUUUAAAAGGAGUGAAGUCAGUCCAUGUUGGCCACAAGUGAAAUAAAAUUUAAAAGAGUUCAAACCAAAUAAAUACAAGGUCCCUUUUCACUCAUUCCAUGCCAGGGUGGCAGUCCUGGAACAUCCUUACACUUUGGAAAAAUAUUCAUCUUUUCAGUGGGUGGAGAGUAAAGAGAGAUUGUGUCCAGGCGUGGCUCAAGAGGGAAGCGAGUGGUGAGGAGCCCUUCCCGGCCCGGCCAGCCAAAGGAAUGCUUAGGAAGCGCGGUGUGUAGGGCCACUUCCAAAGGGGCUGAGCUCUGUUUUCUAAUACUCAAUCAACCAGUAAGCUGGAAGUAGGUAAAUCUGCUUGAUUACUUCGCUCUAAGUAUGGUUGUGACCUGCCUUAGCCCAUUUCUAACUCACUUCAUUAUGUCCUCAAGGUUAUGUUGCAUUCUAGAAUUAUUUGACGCAAAAUGGCCAUCUAUUAGACCUCCAGGACAAAGAUGGCUCGAUGGAGAAGGCUUUGCCUUGUUUUGCUCAUGAGGAGAAGGAUUCCAGCUUGGGAAGUGGCAGAAGUGCUCCGGUGGUGCAUUCAGCAGCUGGAUCCGUGUCCUUCACUCCCUCGUGGAUGGGAGGAUCUUGGUUUCC
Molecule: messenger RNA, 1988 nt
Organism: Nothoprocta perdicaria
Lineage: Eukaryota; Metazoa; Chordata; Aves; Tinamiformes; Tinamidae
Gene: DUSP14
Product: dual specificity phosphatase 14
Exons: 2
Coding region: 190-786 (198 amino acids)
Biological process (GO): protein dephosphorylation
Cellular component (GO): cytoplasm
Molecular function (GO): MAP kinase tyrosine/serine/threonine phosphatase activity
Source: RefSeq, a predicted model, not a curated record